Molecule: messenger RNA, 4131 nt
Organism: Pseudoliparis swirei
Lineage: Eukaryota; Metazoa; Chordata; Actinopteri; Perciformes; Liparidae
Gene: rft1
Product: RFT1 homolog
Exons: 11
Coding region: 1124-2749 (541 amino acids)
Biological process (GO): dolichol-linked oligosaccharide biosynthetic process; glycolipid translocation
Cellular component (GO): endoplasmic reticulum membrane
Source: RefSeq, a predicted model, not a curated record
CUCAUUCGGCGUCAUGAUGAGUUGUAGUUUUGGCACUUUAUGCCCUUCGUAUAAUUGUAUGACGUCAUAUGUAUUACGUCAUUUAUAUUGCCGGUCCGUGAAAAUUAUUUCUGACACGGAACCGGUCCGUGGCUCAAAAAAGGUUGGGGACCACUGCCAUAGGGAAUCAAUAGUUUUGCGGGCGACGCGUUUUUGAGAGGCACGUCUGGUGUGAUCGUGCCCAUAUGGGAGCGGCGGCGCUGGUAGUAGUUUAUAGCAUGCCGCACACACAACAAUGCAACUAGUGGAGGCGGCAAGGUGCUCAGUGUUGCCAGAUUGGAAAUGGUGAAGUCCGUACCAAAGGCUCAAAAUGGACGUAUUUGGAGGAUAAUUAUCGUGUAUCUGGCAACACUGAGAUCGCUCGACCAAUGACUGUUCUCUAUACAGUCAGAGCUCGCUCAAGAAGGUGGAACGUAAGGGAGAUACCAUUUCCAAAACUUGUAAGGGGUAAAUACUAGUUUGUGAAAGACCCAGAGAAAGACAAAUAUCCGACGAAGCAAAAUCCCGGACGUUUUUGGAAUCCCUGCCGGACGCAUUUUUUAGGUCACAAAAAGAGGACAUGUCCGGGGAAAACAGGACGUCUGGUCACCCUGCAGAAGCAAUAUAUGUCAUGUGUACAGAAAGAAACAUGACAUAGUUACAACACAUUCAAUGAGUACCACACACAUUAUUAAUAAUGAGUGACAUCUAUGUUACAAAAUAUAAUGUAUUUAAUAGUAUCAACACGCUAGUAACACAUAUUUGGUCACGACAGAGAUGGAGAUCCACGGCACAGUAUCAGAGGGAUGUGUUCGCCCUCUAGCGACAACUCGUUGGACGUAACGCCCUCUGACGUCACCACGUAACGUGCUUCCGUACACUGUGUACAAUGUGUACGGAAGUGUAACUCCUACUGCGGUCCAGCAAAUGUAACGUCGAUCUGCCACCGGUUCAUUAGAAAAUAGGGGCUGCUAUUGGUUUUCCGGCCGCCACCCUAGCGGGUUUUACGGUAUGAUUUUAGAAUGAUCCGCCUUGGUGGAAAGCAGCGGAAGUGUUGUCUAGUGCUCGCUUGACACGAGUCCAACGAGUCGGAGUGAAGUCCAACAUGAGUUCUGAGGAGGUUCUGAGGAGUGCGUCCACUCUAGCAUCGUAUAAUGUGUUGCUGCAGGUGAUGUUCCGGAUCCUCACCUUCUUGCUGAAUGCAUUCACUCUGCGGUUUGUCUCCAAAGAGCUGAUUGGUGUUGUCAAUGUGAGGCUUACACUACUGUACUCCACAUUAGUAUUUUUAUCCAGAGAAGCUUUCCGGAGAGCCUGUUUGAGUGGGGUAUCUGGGACAAACCACAGCUGGAGACAAGUUGUCAACCUGCUUUGGCUGACGUUGCCUCUGGGUGUGUUAUGGGCAGCCCUGCUGGUCUGUGUGUGGUUGUGGCUCCUGGAGGUCCCGGACCCCCAGACUGUCCCUUACUACGGCCCUGCUGUGGUGAUGUUUGCUUUGUCAGGAGUGCAGGAGCUCCUGGCGGAGCCCCUCUGGGUCCUGGCUCAAGCUCACAUGUUUGUCCGACUGAAGGUGGUCGCUGAGAGCUUAGCAAUGAUCGCUAAGUGCAGUAUAACUGUGGUGUUGGUGGUGUUUGCCCGUGAAUGGGGCCUCUACAUCUUCUCUGCUGCUCAUUUGGUGUACACAGGAUUCCUGGUGCUAUGCUACGCUGUUUACUUCAUUCGUUUCUUGGGCUCUAAAGAGGCAGCCAAGAAGGGUUUUCCUCUGCAACGUGUUGGAGAUCUCUUGCCCCGUAGAGCCGCUGGAGAGCCGCUGGUUGAUUGGACUCUGGCCCAGCUCACAUGGAGCUUCUUCAAGCAGUCCUUCCUGAAGCAGAUCCUGACAGAGGGGGAGCGGUACGUCAUGACCUUCUUGAACGUCCUGAGCUUUGGAGACCAGGGAGUUUAUGAUAUUGUCAAUAAUCUGGGCUCCAUGGUGGCUCGCUUCAUCUUCCUGCCUAUCGAGGAAAGCUUCUACAUCUUCUUCGCCAAAGUGCUCGAGCGAGGACGUGAUGUCAAAAGUCAGAAACAGGAGGACGUUGCCAUUGUAGCGGAGGUCCUGGAGUGUCUGCUGAAACUGGUGCUGGUGGUUGGUCUCAUUAUCUCUGUGUUCGGCUACGCCUAUUCUCACUUGGCUCUGGAUGUUUACGGCGGCUCUCUACUUAGCAGUGGGGCAGGGCCCGCUUUGCUGCGAUGUUACAGCUGCUAUGUUCUCCUGCUCGCUGCCAAUGGUGUAACAGAGUGCUUUGUGUUUGCUGCCAUGAGCCAAGAAGAGGUUGACAAGUAUAACUUAGUGUUGUUGGCGCUCUCCUUGUCUUUCCUGGUCCUGUCCUACAUGCUGACGUGGUGGGCUGGCGCUGUAGGCUUCAUAUUGGCAAAUUGCCUGAACAUGGGCCUCCGCAUCUUGCACAGCCUCCUUUACAUACACCACUACUUUCGUUCCACUCAAUGGAAACCUCUCCACGGCCUGCUGCCCUCCCCGCUCCUAAUACUGGCACUUGCUGUGAGUGCUGUCAUCACGGCGCUGUCUGAGGGUGCGUUCUGCUGUGACAGCGGCUGGUUAGGAAGGCUGGUCCAUAUCGGUGUCGGAGCAUUGUGUCUGCUCGGUGUGUUUGUGGCUGUUCUUGUUACAGAGACUCGGCUUAUUCAGUUCGUGAGGACUCGGCUCGUGCCCCAAUACAGAAAGAAACACACUUAAAUUGGACAGGAAAUUAGUGAACUGACCUGAAGGAAAGCGUAUGUUUCACUAGAAACAGUUUUGACGAGCUGCGUGUUGACAGUUACUGACUGUGAAGGCAACGAUGGAACAAGUUUUUGAAAUGGACCUCUGUGAAUGUGUGGGUGUUUGAUGCUGAUAUGUUUACCUUGGAUCAUUCCUUUGUUGGCUCAUACGAACAAACAUACAAAGAUAUUUUGACUGUUUUGGAAUCUGAUUGUAACUGAUAAAGAAUUGAAUGUAUUUUAAGAAAAAUUUUGAAUCUGUUACCGGAAUAGAUACAAAUAUAUAUUUAUAAACUACAAGCAUUUCCCAUUUUGGAAGAUUCCAGCUGUUCUCAGGUUAAUUUAACAAACAAUUCAGGCAUCUAUUAGAAUGUGAAGUCUACAUAUUAUUUUGUUUUUGACAAGGUUAAGAAGCAGGGAGGAAUUCUGUUGCACCACGUACACUUUGUACGUGACAUCUCUCCAUUUAAAAAAAAAAAAUUUCACAGGGGGUACACUGAAAAAAGUUUGAGAACCACUGGUAUAGAGCAUGGCUUUACAAACAUGUUUUUCUAAUCAUAUUUAACUCUAGGGGAUCUAAGUAGGCUUGAGUUCACUGGCUAUUUAACAUGUUGCUUGGGAUCUCUUCCUAUUUGUUGGUCUAUCCUCUGAACUUAUGGCUGAAGAAUGUAGGGUCUCCGGGGUUGAAUAAUGAUGUCACUAUGGAAAACAAGCAGGAAGGGGUGGGAACAGCAUUCUUUUAAAGGAUGGCAAUACUCCCUUCUCUCUACUCCUUUUUUGUAUUUUGUAUUUAUACACAAGCUCACAUUGUUUAGCGUUUGUUGAUUUCUAAAAACAUGUGCUUAUCUUUUAUAGUCAUACCUUAUUUACUUUGAGUCAUAUUUGCUUGGCUUGCUUAUUACCCGGUAGAUUAUACAGACAUAUAUUUCUUACCUUCUUGGAUCUCUGGGAUUUAUUUGGGAAAAUGUAAUGCCACAAGUUGUAGCAGUGCCCUCUUAAUGAAGCAGCAGGUAGGACAGCAGACCAUGCAGAAGAAACAGAGGAAGAGGAGGAGCGUAUACACUUGUUGCGUCAUUUAUUACUCUCAAGAACACUUUAUUAUCCACUGGAGAAUCACUGCUGGGUUAUACAUCUGUGAACGUGUGUUGGGCUGGACUAGCAAGAGAAAAGAGGGACAUCUGACAAGAGAUUUUCUUCCGGCCAGCUUCAACUACUCAAACAUGUCUCAACCAGGUCAGAAAGAAGAUGAACUAAUGCAGCGUCCCGAGGUGAGAGACGAGGACCUGAGCGACACAAAGACCAAGCUGGGAACAAGUAGGCCAGCAAAAAGCAAGACACUUGAAGUAAUGGAUGAGUGUG